AUGGCAGCCACUACACAGCCACUGCCCGUUAGCAAGCUGACCUGUGGCUUUUGCGGGUUCGUCUCACCACACUUCAAUGCGGACCCAAACGACGUAUGGGCACCUUAUUACCGCGCCGUUUAUAGUAUUGGCCCACCAGACUCGUUGUCGACUUCCAAACCCCGCCUCUCUGGCGUUGGCUUCCACAGGCAUGACCGAGAGGGAAACUACGUCCCUGCGCAUGCACACCAGCGAUGGGACGAACUGAAUCCUCAUACGAACUCGAAUCUGGCGCCUUUUGAUCUCGUACGGAUCCGUGACAUCAAGCCACCCGGUCCGGAAGUCCCGGCGCAUGAGCAUGCGAGCUAUGCGUGGGGUUUCCUCUUCCACGAGGCGUGCUGGGGGGUGCUAGAGCAGGCCGUCAAGCCUGAGGAAGUAGAUCUUGGAGCCUUGUGGCGUAUUCUGUGCUCGGUACCCUGCGGAAGUGAAUUGCCAAAUUGGGGACACAACUAUGGGGGCUUGUACAUGGGCACCAUGAGAGAUCAGGCGAGGGGCGAGCAUUUUGUGCUGUUGGGUAGGAAUAGCAACUUGGUGAUUCCAAGCACAUUCUGGAAUCCGUUCAAGGUGCCAGAAUUGGAGAGAUUGGUGUCGAGUCACAGAAUCAAGGAGCGAGAAGAGCGAGAGAAGGAAGCUGCUCGUGCAGGAUAUGAGGAUGAUCAGAGACCAGUAUCGUCAUUCGGACCUUCUGGAGCCAAGGAGUCGUUCGCUGCUUUGCCGCUAGAGCUCAAGGAGAUGCUCAUGUGCUAUUUGAAGUCGGCGGAUGCAGCGAAUCUUAGGCUCGCGUCACGAGCAAUAGCUUCUACGCCUCUGACACAACAUUUCUUUCAAUCGCGAUUUUGGCCUGAUCGAGAGAUGGCCGUAUAUUUUGACCCUUUCUUGCUCCCGCAAUCUGAGAUGCGUGGCACGGACUGGCAGAAACUCUAUUGGCUGUUGAAAAUAAGAUCCAAAUACAAUCGGGUUUGUCUUGGCGAGCGAAAUCGAUUAAGAUUAUGGGGUUCGACAAUCAAAUAUUUGGCACAGGCGAUGGAACAGAUACAAUGCUUGAGUACACUCAAGGGAGGCCCGGAUUGGAAGUGGGAUUCAAAUGCUUCCAGUUUGGAUUCAGAUUGGAAAAUUUGUAGAACAGCGAAACUGCAGAGACCAAUGAUUUUUGGCGAGAUCGGAAGAGUCGUGUUUCGAGCUGAGGUGGAAUUACCUACCGACAAGAUGAUUGGCGUAUUUGUGUCUUUGAUGGAAUUCUUCGGGUCGAGAUAUAUCACAGGCUUGCGCUUUGUAUUCCAAAAGUCCGAGGACAUGGAGAUUGGAUAUAUCCUCAAAGGCUCCGAAGAGUAUUUGUUGGUUUAUGGUGGUUUAGGUGGCUUCCAUUGCGCAACUGAUGAAUGUGGGUUCAGAGGUUUGGCUUUGGUCACAGGACACGACUUGGUGACCGAAUACUUGAGCUGGGCUGGCAAUCCUGAAGCAUUAACUAUCUUCCCGCUGGAGUCUGCUUCAACGGCCGGUGUGAGGAAGAUAAGAGCUUCGUUCGAUGGAUUUCGACUACAAGCACUUCUCAUUCCAGAUAUGUAG
Messenger RNA from Truncatella angustata, 1605 nucleotides. RefSeq lists its product as uncharacterized. The record is from RefSeq and is a predicted model, not a curated record. The transcript is spliced from 2 exons. The coding region runs from base 1 to 1605 and encodes 534 amino acids. Lineage: Eukaryota; Fungi; Ascomycota; Sordariomycetes; Amphisphaeriales; Sporocadaceae.